Molecule: messenger RNA, 1422 nt
Organism: Peronospora matthiolae
Lineage: Eukaryota; Oomycota; Peronosporomycetes; Peronosporales; Peronosporaceae
Source: the annotation of a GenBank genome assembly
AUGGCGGAUCCGUUGGAGGCCAUCUUGGCGUCCAUGGCGGCGGCUACGGGCAACGCCACAACAAGUGCAUCCAAGAAAGUCUUACCCGUAGAUGCACCAGGUACAGCAUCCAAGCCCAAGGGAAACAAGCGAGAGCGAGGUUUGACCGUCUCGUCCUCGUCGAGUAUCUGGAACCCACUGGAAGAGAUGCCGCUGGACGCUGAUGCUUUAAAGAAACUGGGGGAAGCCGCCAAAACGCUCUCUGUCACUCCUUCUAUGGAGAUUAUGCGACAGCAAAGUGUUCGUGCUCUGUGUCGAAAAAUUCGCCGUGUUAGCGAGGAUCUGGGCAUCGCCAAGCCGCCAAACUCGGUCUACGAGACAUGGCAGUUCACGUCAAAGCUUACGGUGAAGGAGCACGACCCACUGAUUCCUCAUGCUGGAAGCGACUACAGCAGUCUCUUGGAGGAGCUGUGCAAGUAUGGCGCCACUAAGUCUGCAGCUAUGAGGAAGUGCAAGGAAAUCACGAGGGAAUCCGAGCGCAUGCUGCGCAAAUUUGACCAGCAUGACUUUGUUGCCGGUAAGAAGAAAAAGGUGCAGGUGAAAGUGAUGGAGCAUGAGAUGCACCACUUGACAUAUGGAAAUGUAACGGUAAAGGCCAGUGCAGCACACUUUGCCAAACUGCGCGAGAUGUACAUACGGAGGCUACAACAAGGUGUGGACGGGUCAACGAUGACACCGAAAGAUCUACGUCAGUUUGAAAGUGCAUUGUUUUGCCUGCUACUUCGCUACGACUCGCUGGAUGGAGGAGGGUUUCAGGCUGCGCUGAACGAAGAGUGCUUCGAUGUGCUGCUGAACGACUUUGACUGCAAAAUGGAGUGUUUCGCUUCACCAUUAAACUGCCGCUACUCGCGUUUCUGCAGCGCUUUCCUCGACACGGAUUUUGCGUUUGGAAGUGUGGGCAGCUUCUGUGAUUUUUCACCUCGCUCCGGAUGUUAUGAAGCCAAUCCGCCUUUUAUCUCCAAGGUCAUCAAACGCAUGGCAGAUCAUAUGACGGCGCUACUCAAUACCGCUGAUGGACCCUUGGCGUUCAUCAUCAUCAUCCCGGCCUGGCGAGAGACUGAGGGAUGGCAAGGACUGCAUGCUAGUCGUUUCAAUCAGGCACAUGUCCUUAUCCCGCAAAAACAGCACGGCUACUGCGAGGGUAAGCAGCAGAUUCGAAAGACCCGUUGGCGAAUUGCAUCGUUCGACACGAGUGUCUUUUUCUGGCAAAACGCGAAGGCAUGCAACAAGUGGCCCGUGACAGCGGAGAAGCUCGAGAGUCUGAAGCGUGCCUUCAGGUCAAAACAAGUCGAGGAGCGUGACGCACUGGGCCUUCGUAAGUCUGGCAAGCGAGCACGAUCGGCACAGGAUACCUCACAAAAUAGAUCCUCCACACUUGUGUAA